CGCGCCAAGGGGUGGGCAUCGAGAAGAAGAGGUCAGUCGGAUGGCGGCUGCGGUGGGUGGCGAGAGCGGCGACGACGGUGGGCGACGCAGCUGACGGAGCGCGAGCGAUGCACUCUCUGCGCGACACCCGUCUGUUGGCAGCCUCGGUCGAGAGCGGGAUGGUGACGUGCGGGCGAGGGGACAAGAAGACGAAGAGGGGGAAGCGGUUCAAGGGGUCGUACGGAAACGCGAGGCCGAAGAAGGAGAAGAAGAUCGAGAGGAUCAAGGACCGGGUCGAGGUCCCCAGGUCCACCCCUUGGCCCCUCCCCUUCAAGCUCAUCUAGUUAUUAUUGUGAAAUGCUACCCCAAUCUAGGGUUAGGGUUUUUGCUCCGUCUUCGGCAUGAUUGCUUUCUUAUGUUGAUACGGGAUGGAUUUCUCUGCUGUGUAAUGUUGCCGAUGGGAGUUUGGUCUUGUGCUUUUUGAUCAGUUGAAAACUUUUUAUAGUCUUGUUACUACAAAUUUCUCUCUCUCUCUCUCUCUCAUUUUUUUAAUGUAUGUUUCUGUUCAGUCAGCAAAAAUACUGGUAGAUAAGUAUGAUGUUUGCCUCCUCGAAGACACCAUUGGCAUCAGUUAUCAAUCAGGAACUUUGUAGUCAAAUCUUAUUGAAUAUUUUGAUCUUCUCGGCAGCAAUUGUUUU
Messenger RNA from Asparagus officinalis (garden asparagus), 677 nucleotides. Its product is annotated as 30S ribosomal protein S31, mitochondrial. Gene Ontology annotation, cellular component: ribosome; plastid. Gene Ontology annotation, biological process: plastid translation. The transcript has a single exon. The record is from RefSeq and is a predicted model, not a curated record. Lineage: Eukaryota; Viridiplantae; Streptophyta; Magnoliopsida; Asparagales; Asparagaceae. The coding region runs from base 108 to 323 and encodes 71 amino acids.